Molecule: messenger RNA, 838 nt
Organism: Acomys russatus (golden spiny mouse)
Lineage: Eukaryota; Metazoa; Chordata; Mammalia; Rodentia; Muridae
Gene: Nrsn1
Product: neurensin 1
Exons: 4
Coding region: 192-779 (195 amino acids)
Biological process (GO): nervous system development
Cellular component (GO): neuronal cell body; neuron projection; transport vesicle
Source: RefSeq, a predicted model, not a curated record
CUGUGGCGGCGGCGGUGGCGGUGGUGGCGGCAGCGGCGACGAUGGGACCCCAGCGAGAGAUCUGCGGCUAGGUCGGCUGCACUUGCUCCACGGGUCGGGGAUUGGAGGGACAGAAUUGAAGAAUGAACUUCUAAAAAGAAAGAUCAAAGAAUAAACAGGCAGAGAACAAGGAGAACAUUGAAGCUGGGAAGAUGACUUCUUGCAGCAAUACCUGUGGGUCCAAGCAAGCCCAAUCUGACACUGAGGGUGGGUACCAGCGCUAUGGAGUUCGAUCCUACCUGCAUCAGUUUUAUGAGGACUGCACUGCCUCCAUCUGGGAGUAUGAGGAUGAUUUCCAGAUCCAGAGAUCGCCUAACAGGUGGAGCUCAGUAUUCUGGAAGGUCGGACUCAUCUCAGGCACUGUCUUUGUGAUUCUUGGACUAACUGUCCUGGCAGUGGGCUUUCUUGUGCCCCCGAAGAUUGAAGCUUUUGGUGAAGCUGAUUUCAUGGUGGUCGACACACACGCUGUGCAGUUCAAUGGCGCCCUGGACACGUGCAAGCUAGCAGGAGCCUUGCUCUUCUGCAUCGGGGGCACGUCCAUGGCUGGGUGCCUACUGAUGUCCGUGUUUGCCAAGAGCUAUUCCAAAGAAGAAAAGUUCCUCCAACAGAAGUUUAAAGAGCGAAUAGCAGACAUUAAAGCCCAUGCGCAGCCUAUCACUAAAGCUCCAGGCCCAGGAGACACCAAGAUCCCAGUUACUUUGUCCAGAGUUCAGAAUGUACAGCCUCUGUCAGCCACUUGAAACAUUUGCCACCUCAGGCCUUCCCCUCUCUGAUUUACAUGCAUCGUCAUUUAAAAAAA